Trichobilharzia szidati is the source of this 910-nucleotide messenger RNA. The record is from the annotation of a GenBank genome assembly. Lineage: Eukaryota; Metazoa; Platyhelminthes; Trematoda; Strigeidida; Schistosomatidae.
AGAAAAGAUAAGAAUAUAUUAUAAAUACGUUGAAGUCAACGUUCACCUUAUAACACCACGCAGAGGGAAUCAGAAUUAUCAGAGAAGAUGGGUGACGAGAAAGCUGCAAUGAAUUCAAGAAUAAGAAAUCGUGAAUUUCCAGAGUUGGACAAAUUCUCGAAAAGAGUGUUAGUGUUUCUUCUUGCGGUGUGUUCCAUCACUCUAGUCGUAACACUUUGUAUGACGUUCAUAUCUAUGACAGAAUAUCUGAUGGUGACUGCCUUGUCAUAUGUCGUCCUGGCUGUUGUUGAUGUCGCGGUAGUGUAUGUCCUCGUGGUGUCCGCUAGAAUAAGAAAACAAUUCCCCUUGAAUUUGUUGUUGACGAUGUUACAUUCUGCUUGCCUAACUGUACUCGCAGAAGUUGCAUUCAUUGGAAGAAAGAUUAUUUGGGUGCUUUUCGUGUUGGCACUAGCUGUGGCGAUCUACACGACAUGUAUAACAAUGGGUGCCAGGUUGAAAAGAGAACUACAUGUGGGUACCGUCAGAAUGCUGAUAGGCUACAUCAUCUUCUCAGUUGUAAUCGCCGCUGUCACACUUGCAGUUUACUCUUCGACUCAGUAUUUCGCCUUAUACAUCGGUCAGAUAACAAUUGGCCAACUGGAGUUCAGAGCAUUUGAUCCAGAUUACUGUACAGCUGCAAUGAUUUUACAUGCCACUUUCAUCAUAUUUCUGAUUGCACUCGGCAUUGGAUUUAUACGUCCAAGGAAUGUACCAAUGAUGUCAGACUUAAUUGAACUGAGUUUAUGAUUUCCACGGUAUUUCAGUAGGAAAAUGUGCAUUUUAUAAUUAACUGUCUCCAAACACCUUCUAUACUGUUAUGUAAAUAAUUUGUAAUCGAAAUGAAUAAACGGAACUUUCUAAUAAAAGUGAG